CUAAAACCCUUUUAAAACCCUAAAAUCAAAUUCGAAGGUUUCGCAGUUGCGAGACAGAGUCGUUUUGGUCUGAUUUCGAUCACGAUGAGAAGGGUUAACGGAGUUGCACUCAUCAGCCGAGCCAUUUCUGCCGGAUUCGGCGCCACAACUAUUUCCGGCACCGUCGCUAGCAGCAGCGCCACUCAACAUCGACUUCUUCAAGCAGGAACCUUUAGCUCAUGCUCGCGUUCGGGGACGUUGUGGUGCUCCGGGAGAUCCUCCGAUGGCAUCGGUCAAUCGAACCCCUCUGCUGGGACCGUGUGCUUCUCUAAUGCUGCGUCAUUGGCACAAGAUACUCACGCCAAGGAGUGCCAGAGCUCCGAUAAGUUUCACCCAAAAGACGUUGUGCUCUAUCAAUACGAAGCCUGCCCUUUCUGCAAUAAGGUCAAAGCUUUCUUGGAUUAUUACGAUUUGCCAUACAAAAUUGUGGAGGUUAACCCCAUGAACAAAAAGGAGAUAAAGUGGUCUGAUUACAAGAAAGUUCCUAUUUUGAAAGUUGAUGGUGUACAGAUGGUCGAUUCUUCAGAUAUAAUUGAUACUCUGUAUAAAAGGAUCAAUCCUGAGAGCCCCACUCUGGACAGCGAAGAAGAAAAGAAGUGGCGCAGGUGGGUGGAUGACCAUUUGGUGCAUGUUUUAUCACCAAACAUAUAUCGAACUGUUUCUGAGGCACUUGAGUCAUUUGACUACAUCACAACUCAUGGCAACUUUAGUUUUUCUGAAAGGAUAGUAGCAAAGUAUGGAGGAGCUGCGGCUAUGUAUUUUGUCUCUAAGAAACUGAAGAAGAGGCAUAACAUCACUGAUGAGCGUGCAGCCUUAUAUGAAGCUGUAGAAACAUGGGUGGAUGCUCUAAAAGGACGACAUUUUCAUGGUGAUUCAAAUCCAAAUUUAGCUGAUAUAUCUGUUUUUGGCGUUCUGAGGCCUAUCAGGCACCUUCAAUCUGGAAGAGACAUGGUAGAGAAUACCCGGAUUGGAGAAUGGUACAGUCGCAUGGAAAGUGCAGUGGGAAAGUCUUCUAGAAUUCAGGCAUAAUGCUACUACUGUUUUAUUAAUGAAUUAUUUUACAAUCUGCUUUACUAAUAAAAAGGAAAAACAAUGAAACUUAUAUAUAGUACUGGUUUGGAUGAUGACCAUAGGAAGAUAACAUCUUUCAUAGACUUUGCUGAUGAUUAUUAAUUGAUUUGGCAGUAGUAAUCACUCACUCAGCAAAGGCGUUUUGGUCAUGUUUAGUAGUAGCCCCAUACAGAUUCAGAACUAGCUGUAUUAAAUAAAUGAUCAAUGUCAGUCAAUUAUACA
Messenger RNA from Humulus lupulus (European hop), 1332 nucleotides. RefSeq lists its product as uncharacterized. The transcript is spliced from 6 exons. The record is from RefSeq and is a predicted model, not a curated record. The coding region runs from base 85 to 1068 and encodes 327 amino acids. Gene Ontology annotation, cellular component: mitochondrion. Lineage: Eukaryota; Viridiplantae; Streptophyta; Magnoliopsida; Rosales; Cannabaceae. Gene Ontology annotation, molecular function: prostaglandin-E synthase activity.